Molecule: messenger RNA, 1601 nt
Organism: Theileria parva strain Muguga
Lineage: Eukaryota; Apicomplexa; Aconoidasida; Piroplasmida; Theileriidae
Exons: 1
Coding region: 214-1599 (461 amino acids)
Source: RefSeq, a predicted model, not a curated record
CGAUAAUAAAAGUAUAUUUAAAGUUAUAAACAAAUGGCAUAAACUGAACUUAAUACGAUUAUUAUACCAUAACACGGUGGAAUACUGUUAUCGGUGUACCAAUAGAUAACGAAUUUUGAAUAAUGAAUACUCUAUUUUGCUAAAUGAUAUAGGUAAACCCGUUAGUAUUGGGUAUUGUAAAACUUGGAUAUAACAGAUAUAUAAGCUGUUUAAAUGACACCUUCCGAAACUAAUGGAAAAUGUGGAAAUGGUAAAGAUGAUCCAAAGAAAAUUGCCGCAUAUCUGUUGGUUGGAUUUUCGGUACUUCUAACGCUUAGAGUUGGUAUGAAUGGAUCCAUAUUUUGUAUGAAACGAUUUAGGUUACCUGAACAUUUAUUUAGUCUUUACGUUAGUAGAGUUCACAAUGCUAUAGAACUAAGUGGGUUUGCUGGAGUUACUGUUGGUACCAUUUAUACUAUAAAAUAUAAUACUAACGGAGGCGGUGAACAAAAGUGUGAAAAGGUAUCAAUCGGGGUUAAUUGGCUAUUCUUUGCUAUUAAUAUAGUCCUAUUAUUUGUAUAUGUCACUGGUGGUGAAGAAGGCCAUUUAACUGACUUUUAUUGGACAUUAGCACUUUCGGCUUUUGUAUACGGAUUAAAUUUGUCAUUUAUUCGUAAAUUGGCAGGGGAAUGUACAGUUUAUUAUUUGGCCACAUUACAUGUUUCCGGUAUUUUUUCAUCUGUUUAUCACUUUCUAUUUUUGAGGUUAUUUGGUAAUAAGAGGAAGUAUGACACCGAUUUUCAUAUUAUUACCUGGCAAAUUAUUUUAUCUAUAUUAAUUACAGGGGCAACUGCCGGUCUUUGGACUUCUGUUUAUCACAAUUGUGGUGUUGACAAAGAAAAAUGCGGUGAAAAUGGUUCAAAACAAGACGAAAGUAACGGCUCUGGGUAUGCUGCAAUAUCACCGGUGACAAUGUGUAUUUUUGCUCAGGGUGUUGUUUACGUUUUUUAUCCAGCCAUAGCACCUGGACUACUUGUGGAUUUUAGACAUGUAACUAAGAUCGAUCAGGCUCUUCUUAUUAUUGCUCCCAUUCCAUCAAUCACUUUUGCAAUUCUUGAUGCCACUGUCAACGCAAAUUACUCACCUAAGAAUCAAUGGUCAGGUGAAAAGGCGUAUUGGAAUUUAACACUCAUAUUUAUUCCAAUUAUGAUAAUUUGUGGUUAUUUAUUUAUCAGGGCUCUCCACUAUCCCUAUUCAGCAGCAUCUUUAGCUAUUAUGAAUAAACCUGGUGUGGUUGGAUUUUUGGCUAUUUUGUUUUAUGUAAGUCAUAUGGUACUUCUUUCUAUUGGAUAUCCAGGCGUAGAAAAGAAUUGGAACUCCACAGGUUCUACUGUUACAGGCUUCCUUGCAACUUUUGCCAUGAUUAUUUUCGUAUUUUUGUCUGAGGGUUAUAUAAACGAGUUCAAAAAGCAUGAUAGAGCAUAUUGGCCAACAACUGGAUUGUCAAAUAGGAGAGCCUUUGGAUUUUGGUUCGAUAAAGCACUUCAAAAUGGAUUCAAAAACUUUCUCUUGAUAUUCAGUCGUGAUCUUAGAAGAGAUUUAUUAUCAGCACUUGAUUAGAG